AUGGCUACGACAACCCCCACUAGAUCAUCUAGUACCUCACCCCCUGAAUCUCGUCCCACGUCCCUUGCGCGCCCAAGCAUGAACAAUGGCGAACCAUGGCACGAUGUUCUACCAGAAAAUACUAUUCUGCGCCUCUGCUAUAAGGCGUUGUGCUUGAUCGCUGUAUCAAAGUCGACGGUUGAUCACUGGCAUUACCUCAUAGAGCGUCCGAUAAAGAAAGAAUGGAUCGCACACAAGGAAAUGGUGGUAAAUCGGUUUGAAAACAUGAACAUCACGGCGGGUCUGGUAUUGACUACAACUGCUGUUUUUGUAUCUACUACACCUCACACCGCUCAGGGGUACAGAAAUGAGGGUGAGGUGGGCAUCGCUCUUCAUGAAAGUGGUCUGUCGCGCGGAGAUGUAUUCAUAACGACUAAAUACUCUGGCUUCGACGGGCUGGAUAUUCCUACUGCGAUCAGAAACAGCGUCAACAACAUCGGAACACCUUACGUAGACCUAUACCUGAUUCAUAACCCACGCCUCGCGGUACCGGCCAUCCCAACAGCGUGGGCGGAAAUGGAGAAGGUGGUGGAGGAUGGACUGGCAAAGAGUAUUGGUGUAAGUAACUUUGGUGUACAAGAUUUGGAAAUUCUGUUGGAGUCUGCGAAAAUCAAACCUGCUGUGAACCAGAUCCUUCUCCAUCCCUAUGUUUACUUGCAACAGGCGCCUAUAGUGGAGUAUGCUGCUGAACAUGACAUUGUCAUUGAGGCGUACAGCGCCCUCCGACCACUCACCAAGGAACCCAGUGGCCCGUUAGACGCUCCACUGAACGAGAUCGCCACUCGACUUGGGGCAACUACAGAUCAGGUGCUUCUCGCUUGGACAAAGGCUAAAGGCGCCGUUAUCGUCACAACCAGCUCCAAGAAGACACGUUUAGAAGGCUAUCAAGAUGCAGGCGAUAUUGAGCUUUCAAAAGAGGAUAUUGCUGCAAUUGAUGCUGCUGGAGCGUUGGGCGAAAAGCGAAUCACCGUUAGAAUAGGGCUGCGGAAGUUUGGUGUUGCGGUUCUAGUUGCGGUUGCGGUGUUGGGCCUUUGCAGUUAUUUUAGAAUCAGGAUUGAUAAAUUGAUAUACUAUUAUGUUCGAUCGCUCGCUCGCUAG
Molecule: messenger RNA, 1137 nt
Organism: Suillus discolor
Lineage: Eukaryota; Fungi; Basidiomycota; Agaricomycetes; Boletales; Suillaceae
Product: NADP-dependent oxidoreductase domain-containing protein
Exons: 10
Coding region: 1-1137 (378 amino acids)
Molecular function (GO): oxidoreductase activity
Source: RefSeq, a predicted model, not a curated record